AGUUGUGUCCUAUAAAUAGCUAAGCUGCCGAGAGUUUGUGGUAAGCUAGCAAUGGCAAGUCUCUAAUAAAAUGUCAAGUCGUGAGCUCGGUUGAGCUCACCGUGGAUUAGUCCUGUUCACGUCAAACAUGGAUACCAUGUAAAAUUCUUGUGUUGUGCGUUUGUCAAUUCCGCGAGUGUCGAAUUUUUCAUGGUAUCAGAGUCUUGGUCCUAAUAAGGAUUUGGAUUCCGUCAUUUCAAGCCCUAGUAUUCGUUGAUUUCUUGGUUGUUCCUCCACAUCGCACGAGCAUGGGAGAUGAGAGCUCGGCCAGUGAGGAGAAGAAACCAACAGUCGAUGAUGGGGAGGUAAUUGGUCCAACGUCUCCUUUGUUAUUGCAUCCGUCCAAUGCUCCCAGUCAAGUCUUCGUCGGAGAUCUUCUCACCGAUUUGAAUUACGGCGAGUGGUCUGCAGAGAUGUCCAAUGCGCUCAUCGCUAAGAAUAAAUUUGGUUUUGUUCUUGGCACAAUUUCGCGACCUGUGUCAGGCGAGCAUUUGAAUGUGUGGACAAGAUGCAACGCCAUGGUAGUUGGUUGGCUUCGUCAAGCUAUGACAAGGGAGAUCCGCAGCAGCUUGAGCACCAAUUUUACUGCGAAACAGAUUUGCGACGAACUUCGAGAACGUUUCAGUACUGGUUCUCUCCCUCGUCGAUAUAAAAUCAGACGUCAAAUUACUACUCUUCGUCAAGAUAGGUCAAGUGUUUCUGCGUUCUAUGCUAAACUCAAACGCUUAUGGGACGACUGGCUAUCACUCGAAUUGCCAGCCAAGUGCACUUGUGGGCGCUGCACAUGUAACGUUGAGCAGCGGACGAGAGAGUCCCACGAGUCGAUGAGACUUCUUGAUUUUUUGGUUGGCCUUGAUGACAAUUUUUCCACAGUUCGCACUCAUCUUUUGUCAUUGGAGCUUCCACCAAGUCUAGGAGAAGCAUGUCAUGCAGUGGCUAAUGAUGAGCAACAGAUGAACAUUACCCAUGAUUCUCGUCCCCGUGUAGAGGCCGCGACAUUCCAAGGCCAGAGGGAGCUCACAAACUCGGAAAAUAGAACUUAGGAUUCUCGUCCAAAAUGCACCCACUGUGGUAAAAUUGGGCAUUUAUGUGAAUCAGGUUUUGAUAUAAUUGGAUGGCGGCCACCGAAAUCUGGAGAGAAGGGGGAGAGUUCGCGUCGUCGCAACCAAUCUCAACACCAAUGACAACACAUGCAAGCGGGCGCCGUGGAGAGCUCUGAACUCAGCAUUCCUGGACUUAUAGCUGAAUGAGUACCGCAACUCAAAGCCUUCCUCAAUUCUGAACCCAAGGCAACCAUUACUCCCUCAUCUCAACCGAAAGUAAACAUGUCAGGUGCGU
Molecule: messenger RNA, 1377 nt
Organism: Linum trigynum
Lineage: Eukaryota; Viridiplantae; Streptophyta; Magnoliopsida; Malpighiales; Linaceae
Source: the annotation of a GenBank genome assembly